Hemicordylus capensis (graceful crag lizard) is the source of this 4021-nucleotide messenger RNA. Its product is annotated as cytosolic non-specific dipeptidase-like. Gene Ontology annotation, biological process: proteolysis. Gene Ontology annotation, cellular component: cytosol. The transcript has 12 exons. The coding region runs from base 87 to 1649 and encodes 520 amino acids. Gene Ontology annotation, molecular function: dipeptidase activity. NCBI's taxonomy places the organism in Eukaryota, Metazoa, Chordata, Lepidosauria, Squamata, Cordylidae. The record is from RefSeq and is a predicted model, not a curated record.
GCAAUCUGGAAGUGCAGUAGAGGACAUUUCCAGUCUCUGCCAACAAAGACAGCAACUCCAGGAGGCAGUUGUUCUACUUCUUAGUCAUGCUCAUCCUUACAUUGCUCCUGUUUUCCAUAGUAAUGACUGAAGAAGCAUCACUUGCCCCUCCAGAACCAAUAUUUCAGUACAUUGAUGAACAUCAAAAUGAAUAUGUACAGAGACUCAAAGAUUGGGUGGCCAUUGAAAGUGAUUCAAGUAACCCCCUUAAGAGAGAACAGGUGAUAAAAAUGAUGCAUUUAGCAGAAGAGAGACUGAAACAGUUAGGAGGAAUUGUUGAGUUGGUAGAAUUGGGGGUUCAAGAGCUACCCAAUGGAAACACAACCCGUUUGCCACCAGUCAUUCUGGCAAAUAUUGGAAUGGACCCUAGCAAGACUACUGUUUGUUUUUAUGGGCAUCUGGAUGUUCAGCCAGCCAAAUUAGAGGAUGGCUGGUCAACAGAGCCAUAUAUUUUGACAGAAAAAAAUGGCAGUCUGCAUGGACGUGGAACUUCUGACGACAAAGGGCAGGUUCUGGCAGUCCUGCAUGCAGUUGAAGCACUUCAACUCUAUGAACUCCCUGUGAAUGUUAAGUUUCUGCUUGAAGGCAUGGAAGAAGUUGGAUCCACUGGACUAUUCAAACUGGUCGAACAGAGAAACAGUACAUUUUUUUCAGAUGUCGAUUACAUUGUGGUCACUGAUACUUCAUGGAUCAGCAACAAACCUGGGAUUACAUAUGGGACCAGGGGGCAGUGCUACUUCUUUAUAGAGGUGGAGUGUGCUAAACAAGAUUUGCAUUCGGGGACCUUUGGGGGAAUCAUUCCUGAAGCAACAAGUGACUUAAUAUUUCUGUUGAGUACCCUUGUUAAUGCUUCUGGUCAUAUCCUGAUCCCUGGAAUUUAUGAUGCAGUUGCUCCUCUUACAGAAAAAGAAAGAAAAAUUUAUGAAACCACUGAAUUUGAUGCUGAGAAGAUAAAGGCCAAAUUUGGAAUCAAGAACUUUACAUAUAAUACUAAAGAAGAAUUAUUAAUGCGGCGCUCCCGCUAUCCAUCGCUGUCCAUCCAUGGAAUUGAAGGAGCUUAUUCUGAGUCUGCGACUAAGACUGUAAUCCCUUCAAGAGUAAUUGGAAAAUUUUCAAUACGUCUAGUUCCUAAUAUGGAACCCUCAGUAGUGAUAAAACAGGUAACUGAUCACUUGUAUAAGAAAUUUGCUGAACGGAAAAGCCCUAACCAUAUUAACAUAACCUGUGUGAUCUCAGCAAAACCAUGGAUUUCUGAUGUAGAGGAAACACAGUAUCUGGCUGGAAGAAAGGCAAUCAAGAAAGUGUUUCACACAGAAGCUGAAUUCAUCCGAUCAGGUGGUACGAUUCCAAUUGCUUCACAUUUUCAAGAAGUAACUGGGAAAAGUAUACUAUUUCUAGGCAUAGGAGGGCCAGAUGAUGCUCCUCAUGGUCAAAAUGAAAAGAUCAACAGGUACAAUUUCAUUGAAGGAAUAAAACUAUAUGCAGUCUUACUUCAAGAACUUGCUUUCUUAAUAAAACAGCAUGACAUUGAAAGAAUUCCCACAAAUAUUCCUGUGUCCAUAUCCUAUUUCGAAGGGCUCUUAGAAGGUCACAACAAUGAAGACCAUUAAAUGUGAAUAAUCUGAAAUGGCUGUUAAAUAAAUUGACUUUUUUUGGGAAAAGAAAGCAUUAGGUUUUUCAAAAAUAUAAUAUGAAUUAGUUUUGUGUUCAUUUCCCCUCACAUAGUUAUAUAGCCUGCAGCCUGAUUAACAGUUUAGUAAGGCCUACUAAACAGAAUAGGAAGUGAUAAGGGUUUCAGCCUUAUCUGGAGAUGUCAGGGACUGACUGAACUUUUUAUAUUUUAUUUAUCCAUCUUUGUUUUUAAGCAACCCCUCUCCAGCCCCCAAAGGAGCAAAAAUCACCAUUUGCUCUAUGAAUUUAAUUCAUAAGCCUCUUCUCUUAAUUUAUCUACAAAUGACAUAACUAAACAAACUUGCCUGAAAAGACCUUUCAAAACCCUGACUGAGCAUUGGUGAAAAAGGAAAAGCUCUAGCUAUUCAUGUGUGCUGCACACCCUCUGGUGGCUAACUUACACACUUCUUUAUAGCUUCUAUUUCCUAAAAGCCUGUAUUUUUAUAUGUAAACAACUAUAUCAAUAAACUUAGUCACAGCCAUGGGUGCUCUUAUAAUAUGCAUUUGUUAUGUGUCUCCAGAAUUAGGGAAUUACCGUCUUAUAUUUGACUGUAGUAGAGUGAGAACUGUACUUUCUAUAGAUACAGAACAAUGAUGUUCUGUGCAUAUAUUCUUUUGAUAACAAAAAUAUGCAAGAACAUGAUGGAAUCCUGCAGUCUUGGGCACAUUUUCAGGUUGCUAGGCAAUGGUCAGUUUAAAAUUAUAUAUUAUUAACAUAGAUGAAUACUGUUUUUCUUGGCUGCAAGCCAAGUGGGAAAGGCAUCAAGCCUAACUAUAAACUUAAAUAAAGUGUGCCAUCAAGUCGAUUUUGACUCCUUGUGCCCACAGAGCCCUGUGUUGUUGGUUUUUUUGGUAGAAUACAUUAGGGAUUUACCAUUGCCUCCUCCCACGCAGUAUGAGAUGAUGCCUUUUAGCAUCUUCCUAUAUUGCUGCUGCCUGAUAUAGUACCAAUGGGGAUUCAAACCAGCAACCUUUUGCUUGUUAGUCAAGCAUUUCCCUGUUGUGCCAUUAGGCGGCUAUGUAAACUUAAAUACAGUACACUUAAUGGAGACUUGAGAUCAAGUCCUAUUUAAUUCAGAGUCUUACUUUUGAGUUAGUAUGCCUAAUAUUAUAAUACUUACGUAUACACUGCAUCUUUCUUAUGAUUUGAGUACUACAGCACUAGGCAUGAACUGAAUGUUGCAAGAAUAUAAGAGAUUCAUUUUAAUUUGAAGUGAGACUACUUAUGUGAAAUGUCCUUAAUGAUAAACAAAAAGCUUCCUAUGUUUCCCCUACUGUUUAAAAUUAUUUAAGAUGAUUCCACCUUAUAUAAUUGUAAACAGGAGUGGAAACAUAAGCAUUUUGUUAUUCAUGGAAAUAUAUCAAGUAGUGAGAUUUUUAUUUUAAGCCCAUCUUAAAUUUUUAAUAAUUAUCUCUUUUUUAAAAACCUGCUUUUCUCAGGCAUUCAGCACUACAACACAGUACACACUAUUUCAGGUUGCAAUCCUACAUAUAUUAGCACAGAGAUUUUCAAACAGACAUUAAAAUCAUAGCAUGUAACUUUGAUGUAACUUUAACUUUGAGUUAAAUAACAAGGCAGCAAUUAAGAUAGUCAUGCACAACAAUACAAGCACAACGUAACAAUCUUAUUCCCAUCCAUACAUGCAGCAGAUGCAUCACACCAAAACGUAUAUUGCAACACAAUGUCAAAAUGUGUAUCUGUGUGCAUGUGUCUACUUAUCCAGCAGCAGAAUUCAUGCUGUGAAGUUAUUUUAAAAAUCCAAAACCCCACCUUUCAGGCCACAGAUCAUAUACCUCCUCAAAUGUAUAUUCUUUGAAGGAUUUGGGUGCAAAUUUAAUUCAUAAUAUAAUCAAAUUGUGAUUUAUUGGCACAAGUGCAUAUAGAGCUAAAGCAUGAUGUAUUCUAUUCAGCAGCCUUUUAAAGUUUGUUUGGAUAUUGUCCCAAGGGGGAUCCUGUAGUGUGGGGGAGGAGGAGUCAAGAGGAAAAGGGAGGGAAAAGAGAAGGAGAAAAUGGAGUGGUUGCUGAACAAACCUUUAGUUAAAUCUAUUUAAGAUUUCCUUGUGUGUAUAUGAGGGAAGCAGCUGUAAAUCAGUAUCAGAUGCUUAAACUCAAGUAUUAGCAUUUAAAUUUGUUUGCUAUUUGGUAUCAGUGGGAUUCUGUCAAUUUCUAUUCAGAUGGCAUAAAUACAUUAUGCAUUAUUUAUUUAUUCCCUUAAUUUAUUUGAGUAAAACUCAUCAUUAUUAACUAUAUAGACAUUUGUAAUUUUUAAUUUAAUCAGCUUGUGGCUUUAUUAAACUACUUGGUUUGAAA